GCGAUGCAGUUAUGAAAUAUAAUAACAAAACUAAAGCGAAUUGCACAUUUGAUGAUGUUCAAUCCAAUGAGCUAAUAUUUGAACGUUUAAUAUUUAAAUACUCAUAAAAAACACAAGGACAUUAUUGAGGAAUUCAGAAAGUACUGACGAUGAUAUGUAUACGAUAAAACUGCAUGUGUAAAAUAGAAGCUACUGUUUGAUCUGUUAAUAGAUUUCUGACAUUUGGUUUGAAAGAAGCGGUUUUGAAAUGUAUUCAUCAAAGAUGAAAUUCCUGAUUUUUCUGUAUAGUUUUGGAAUAGUUUGUUCACAAAGGUCCCCAUUUCGUCAGCUGCAAAUGGCUAAUAUGCUUCAAACAAGAAACAGCCUCUUACAACAAGCUAUGCUUCAAAAUCUACGUAAUCCAGCCGCUUCACAGGGUGCCACUCCGAGUGUUAGUCAGAGUGUCCGACUGGUCAACCAGUUAAACCGAAUGACCCAGAAUAUGAUGAAUAAUUUAAAUGGUGGCACGCGCGCAGCAGCGCCGUCUUUAGGUGCAAAUAAUCUAAUUCCAGUGGACGUGUUGCUACGGCAACAAAGAAACUUGCAAGCCCAGAUGUUACAAAAUCUGCAAAACACUCAAAAUGUUAAUUCGAAUAUACCAACCACUCAAAAUACUGGAUUAAAUCAAAAUCCGAAUGUUAAUACUCAAAGUACACAACAAACUACGGGUACUAAUGACGUCACAGUAGUCGUAGUACCGCGAAAUAACACCACUUUUCAAAACGUACCAACAGGCAACUCAAAUAUUCCUCAAACAUCGGACGUAAAUCCUUUUACUGCAAGCACUGGUAAUACAACAUUUGAAGACAUAUUUACCAAUUUUGGAGGUUUCAGUUUUCCAAGUACAUCAGCUGACUUCUGGACCGGAAGAACCGAUGCAAUAGGCAGUUCAACCGGAAGUAACAGACCGCCGACUGACGUUCCUUCCAGUAUAGUCCCAUCAACCGGCGGUUUUACAAACGUUCCUUCCAGUAUAGUCCCAUCUACUGGUGGUUUUACAAACGUUCCUUCCAGUAUAGUCCCAUCUACUGGUGGUUUUACAAACGUUCCUUCCAGUAUAGUCCCAUCUACUGGUGGUUUUACAAACGUUCCUUCCAGUAUAGUCCCAUCUACUGGUGGUUUUACAAACGUUCCUUCCAGUAUAGUCCCAUCUACUGGUGGAUUUACAAACCUUAACAAUAGACAGACUACAGGUCAACGAACUACUUUCGAUCCAGCAACUGGAAUUACAUUUGGAAGCGGAUUUACCGUUGACCAACAGACGAAUUCAGGCACCGAUUCAAACACAGGAGUAAAUACUAGAAAUGGUGGAACUACUUUUGGCAGAGGAACGAUAAGUGAAAUAGGAUCGACUUUCGACACGAGUCAGUCGAGCAGCGGAUCUACUAUUGGUGGAGGAAUUUCAACUGCACCGCAGACAUUUGGAAUAAAUUUGCCAGGUGGAUUUAGAAGCAACCAACCGACGACGGUCGGUGCUGGGACUUCGAGUGGUGCAACCACUAUGAAUACUGGCGGAACGACAGGAACCAGGCAACCUGCUAUUGCUCCGGACGCACUGUCUUGUACAGAAGAGUACCAGAAGAUUCCUGGACACACAUUGUGUAUGACCGAUUCUUCACUGCUGACCAAAGCCGGUGUUAAUAUAGACGAUAGAUUGAGAAUCACACAAAUACACAACAGUCUCCGGGCCAGCGUCCAACCCCCAGCUGCCGACCUCGUUUCCUUGCAAUGGGAUGAUCGCGUAGCCGCAGUAGCACAGAAAUGGGCAAAACAGUGCAAACUGGCACAUGAUACAGAGAGAACUGUCUCAGAAAUGGGAAUGUCUUUUGGCCAGAAUGUAGCUGUAGGGUUUGAAACGUGGCCAGAAGCUAUACAAAUGUGGUAUGAUGAAAUUAGCGUGUACAGAUAUGGGCUCGAACCAGAUUCAUACCUGGGUAAAGAUGGAUGGAGACAAAUAGCACACUUCACACAGAUAGUACAGAAUGGUACGUAUCUGAUUGGGUGUGGUUACGCCGAGUGCCCGGAGACCCAGUACGUGCGAUAUUACGUAUGUAACUACGCUGCAGGGCAAACCGACCUAGCUUACCCAUAUACAGCCGGGUUAAGAUGCGAGAGCUGCCCAAAUAAUUGCAUCAACGGAUUAUGUGAUUGCGGAGGACUAGUGUGCUAUAAUGGCGGUACUUUAGAUGAAAGCACGUGCAAAUGUGAAUGUCCUAAACCUUACACCGGCGAGAGGUGUGAAAUAAUUGACUGCCCCGUUAGCGACAACUGGAUCUGCGGCCGUGACUGGCCACCAAGCUAUUGUGAAAGAUUCUACAACGUACCCGAGGAAUGUCCUUACAUGUGUGGGAUUUGUGGUGAUGGAACAGGUACCACGAAAGUAGUCACCACGCCGAAUAUCACAACAUUUACAUCAUCGUUCGGUUGCCGUUACACUGGGGUCCGUGACGACGAAGCAUCUUGUAGAAACUACGGCGACAAUGGAAACGAUAUGAGAAUGUGUUCAAGUCAGGGAGGAACGGUGGGCUGCGGAGAAUGUGACCGAUACUUUAACAUAAAGAGAGACUACUGCCCAGUCAUGUGCGGCCUCUGUGAUCCUCCGUGCGCGGGCAAGAGAUGUAGUAAUGGAGGAACACUGGACACAAACACGUGCGCAUGUAGCUGCAGAAAACCUUUCACUGGUGACACGUGUGAAUUUGCUCAGUGCCCAAUCAAUGGCGACCCUGGGUUUUGUCGAUUCUGGCCGCCCAGGUACUGUCAGAUGUACUACAAUGUACCCGAGGAAUGUCCCUACAUGUGUGGCAUCUGUAAAAUGGAAAAUGCCCAAGUAAGCGUAAUGGGAACGCCCGAACGUCGAGGACAGCCCCUGGACAACCCAGUUAUUAAUACCCGGGCAAGACCUAAACGUUUAACAGAUGCUGCAGAAACACGUCGAAAGCGAUGAAACAGUGAUAAAAAACAACUCAAAUCUGAUUUGUGAACUGUUUUUGAACAUACAGAGUGUAAUUUAUAAAACUUACAAAAUAUUUGAUCAUGUAAAAUAUAUUUGUAUUUAAGUUAAUGUGGUCAAAACUUGUACGUAGUGUUAAAAAGUAUUUGUUUACAGUUUAGGUGAAGAAUUCCAAUACAUGUAUCUGCUUUUGUUCUGGGUCCGUAACAGCUUUGGUUAUUUCCGUAUAAGUACGUAUUACAACGUACAAUGUAUUAUUCGUACGCUGUUUCGAUUUGUGCGGCCGACAUGGAGAGUCAUAUGAGCACUUGGCUCUCCGAGUCGACGAAACAGGUGAAAAACUCUAACGUAGAUCUACGUAAUCAAACGAAAAUUACGGGUCCAGUACUAUAAAUGAAUUACUGAGAAGUGCAUGUAAUCAGAAUUGAUAAUCGGUAAUAAAAUGUACUAAAUUAUAUACAUAAUGUUGUUUUGGUUCAACAUUUCAAAAGUAUUAUAGCUUGAAUAUUUAAAUAUCACCAGUAAAUAUGAAAAAAAAAAAAAACAAAUACAAUGAUUUGUAUAUAUUAUAUACAUGUGUGCAAUUUGAUAAUAAACAUGCGAAAAGUAUUGAAACUGUAUACAAUUGUUAACAAUUAUAAAUAAUGUACACUGGACCUUAUACAGAACACGGUGCUUGCUGUUGAUGAUGUAAAAUUUAACAAGGAUGCUGAUAGAGUCAACUGAACUCCUUUUAAUCGGAGAGACUUUGUAAUUAAUCUGCAGUUUAAUCAGGAUAAAUUUAGUUUUCAGCCAAAUGUCGUAUGUUAAGAUGUCAAUUUUAAUGGAAUUCUUUGCAAUACUUUCAAAGUUUUUCCACAGUAAGUGAAAUCAAUACAUAAAGGAACAUAAACUGGUAUAACAUAUAUUAUUUUUUUUAUCGCAUUGCCUUUGAGUUAUAUCAAAGUCGCAGUUUCGGCAAAAGUGAAAUAUUUAUGUACCAAAGAGAAUAUAAAUAAACAACUAAUUCCAGACUGAGGUACAUUUCUUGGGCCAUUAAUACUUUUUCUCUUUUUCUAUAUGGCUGUGGUGAUCAGUAUACAACAGAAACUAUUAAAGUGAGUACAAAACAACAUAUCAUUAUAUCUGGAUUCACAUAUGUUUCAUUUGCAGUUUAAACAAAUUUUCAUUAUUUCUCCUAUAUAACAUUUAAAGAUGUUUAAUAGUCAUCCUUCAAUAGAAUAAACUGAAC
Molecule: messenger RNA, 4220 nt
Organism: Mercenaria mercenaria
Lineage: Eukaryota; Metazoa; Mollusca; Bivalvia; Venerida; Veneridae
Exons: 13
Coding region: 248-2983 (911 amino acids)
Source: RefSeq, a predicted model, not a curated record